This is a messenger RNA of Peniophora sp. CBMAI 1063, 1368 nucleotides long. Lineage: Eukaryota; Fungi; Basidiomycota; Agaricomycetes; Russulales; Peniophoraceae. The record is from the annotation of a GenBank genome assembly.
AUGGCCUACUAUCAGACUCCCGCAUGGGCGAACACCGAUCAACCUCCACUGGACGCUACCACCCACAUCAUUCCCACCAACGCGCAGAUCCAAGAACUCGCGAGGCUCGACUCCCUUCUGCUCAAUACGCUCAAUCGUCUGCAUGACCACAUCGCCACGAUCCCGGAAGCGCCGCGUGAACGCAUCACCAAUGUGGUACAGGACACCCGGGGUGUCCUCGUACAUGCGCAGAAUCAAGUCUACGAUAUGACGAGGAAACUACACAGAAUGUUCAGAUAUCAUCCUUACUUUGACGUCACGGACAUCAUGAACUCUUCAAGAUCGCUAUCGGAGACAAAUCCCGAGUACAACACAUCACCGCACUCGCCUCCGGCUGUCCCUCAGAGCCAUUAUGCCCAAGCGCCAAGCCGCACAGUCACCUGGGACAGGAUUAUGGGACAUGGCGCGGGAUUCUUUCACUGGCCAGAAAGCCCAUCGCUCGCGUGGACACCGUCGCCCGCGAGACCUACUCCAUCGCCCCGUGGACCACCCCGUGUCUCACCCUCGCCACCGACAUUGGGUCCACCUCCUGUGGGCAGGGGCCGAGGCAAGGGCAAGAAACGCAGCUACGAUGAGGAUGAGGAGGAUGCUGAGGCGUAUACUCCGAGUGCAAAGCGCGCGCGGCUUGACCAAAGCACUGAGGAUGUUGUUAUCAGAGAACAGGCGGCGGCACAUGAGGUUGCAGGGAACUGGGUGGCGUCAAUGAGCUAUGGGGGUCCAUGCUAUGGGACUCGCUACUACUCUGGCACUGAGACCGCAUCUGCCUCUACGUCCGAGCUUACGACCUAUCGCCUCGUUUCGCCUGGUCCAGACGUGGACAGCACCUACCACGAGCGCCGCUCAUGCCCGACGUACGACGAUUAUCCGGAUUUGCCUCGGACCGUGCCGAAUACACCGGCGCCUAACCCUUCCUCGCCGACGUACAGCCCCCCCUCGCCCGUAUUCAACAAGGACUCGCCUCGCUACGCCCCGAGCCCACCUCGUCACGCUCCUACUUUGUCUUGCUACGACCCUACCACGCUUCCUCGCCGGCCUUACCCCUCUACUCUCCCGCCUCGUUUCACGUUUCCCUCGCCGACGGGCGCACCAGCGCCUGCGCCCAACCCGUACUUGCCUGCCGCUGAGCAAACCAUCAUCGAGUAUGGCACUCCCAUCCCGCCAGCAUGGUCACCUACGGUGCCAUACGCAGAGGUGGCGGCGGCGCAGAAGGUCAAGCGCGAGCCUUCUGCCGAGCUUGUCGUUGCGGGCCCCUCGAAGGAGAUACCCGCGCCGCGCCGUAGUCAGCGUACACGCCGUCCCGCGAAACCGCGCUCGUCGUACGGGGCAUAG